AUGGUGUGGACACUUGGCAAGCCAGCUCAGGAUUAUAACUACAUUUGGGCGCAGUGCAUGGAGAUUACGGUGGAGCUGAGUUGCUGUAAAUACCCGCCAGUCAAUGAACUGCAGCAACACUGGCUGGACAACAAGAAGCCACUUGUACAAUACCUGAUGCAGGUUCACAUUGGAAUUAAAGGGAGAGUCUUUGACACUAAUGGAAACCCCAUAAAAGGAGCUUCAGUCCGCAUAAAGGGACGUGAUAAUAUUCUGCCAUACAACGCUACUGCAGAGGGUGAAUAUUAUCGGCUUCUCCUGACAGGACAAUACACCAUCCUGGGGAUUAGCCACAGCUUUGCCUGGAAAAGCCAUAAAUAUAUAACUUCUGUUUGCCUUCAAAGAAGCAGGAGAAGAUCUGAUAGACCUGCACAGUUUCCAACCUCCAUCUUAAAGACUGGUUAAACAAGUGACUUGUUUCUUAUU
Carcharodon carcharias (great white shark) is the source of this 465-nucleotide messenger RNA. RefSeq names its product carboxypeptidase M-like. The transcript is spliced from 4 exons. The record is from RefSeq and is a predicted model, not a curated record. The coding region runs from base 1 to 444 and encodes 147 amino acids. Gene Ontology annotation, cellular component: cell surface. Lineage: Eukaryota; Metazoa; Chordata; Chondrichthyes; Lamniformes; Lamnidae.